GCUCCAGUUCCCUUCGGCAGUUGGACCGGUGAACGGAAGGCCAUCAUAGAUGCCCCACUCUGCACCCAGCGGGAUCCCUACCGGAGGGACAUGGAAAUCUCCGGUGUCGAAGAUUGUCUGCAGCUGAAUGUGUACGUUCCCGAGAGGCCGCUGGCCGUCGAUCCACUUCCGGUGAUGGUUUUCUUCCACGGCGGUGGUUUUCAGUGCGGUUCCGGAACCAGGUACUUCUACGGGCCGGAUUUCCUACUCGAAGAAGAUGUCAUCUACAUCGGAGCUAACUUCCGGUUAGGGCCACUUGGUUUUCUGAGUACCGAAUCUCUAGAGUGUCCCGGAAAUAAUGGUCUGAAGGAUCAAAACAUGGUGCUGCGGUGGAUUCGGGAUAACGUUGCGGCCUUUGGCGGCGAUCCGAAUUUGGUAACGGUGUUUGGUGAAAGUGCCGGAGGUGCCAGUGGAACUUAUCACAUGAUGUCGCCACUUUCCAAGGGAUUGUUCCAGCGUGUCAUUUCACAGUCGGGAGUGAAUUUGGAUGCCUGGGCUCAACCUGCCCAUACAGGAGUUGCUCGGACUCGGGCCGUUCAGCUGGGUGAGAUGGUCGGAUGUUCUGAGGGAAAGAAUGGAAACAUUGCCUCCAUGUUGGACUGCGUACGAAAAGUUUCGGCAGCGGACGUGACCAAAACUUUCUACGACUUCUUCACUUGGGAUACGGAUCCGAUGAUACCUUUUCCUCCGGUUGUGGAACCGGAACAUGAUGGGGCCUUCAUCAGUAAACAUCCCCGAGACGAGAUGGAGCCACAUGCCAUCGGGCUGCCUUGGAUGACGGGACUUACUAUGGACGAGGGUGCCCUGAAGAGUGCUGCACUCAUCAACGUGCCGGAACUCCGGGCCAGCCUGAACGAGCACUGGGACCGCGCCCUUCCGGUUUCGCUGUACUACGACCACCAUCAGCAGGAUCCGGAUUCCGGCCGGCAGCGUGCCAUCACGGAGGCCAUCAACCGGUUCUACUUCCGAGGGCAAAAGUUAAUUAAGGACACCGAACAGAAUCUAACUAAUCUGAUGUCAUGCGGAAGCGUGGGAGAAGAUGGUAGGAUCCGGGGAUCCGGGUACGCGAUUUGAUUUCUUAAACGUCAUUUGGUGACACAAUUUAUGAACGGGAAAAAGGUUGGGUUUCUCAUUGUUGGCCAGCGGCCGUUUUCCGGCAUCAAUAAAACAACAAAAGGGCAAUUGAUAGAUUGAAUUAGGACUGAUUCUUGUUAGGAAUAUAAAAAAGGCGAAAUGUU
Uranotaenia lowii is the source of this 1277-nucleotide messenger RNA. Its product is annotated as venom carboxylesterase-6. The record is from RefSeq and is a predicted model, not a curated record. NCBI's taxonomy places the organism in Eukaryota, Metazoa, Arthropoda, Insecta, Diptera, Culicidae. The coding region runs from base 91 to 1113 and encodes 340 amino acids. The transcript is spliced from 4 exons.